ACGGGCUGAAUGGCCUCGGUGCGGCCGUGUCUUGCUGGUCGUGAGUGAGUGCUCCACUGAGCCCAGCCGCCCGCUGGCAUUUCGGAGUGACUCCGGGGGAACAGAAAAUGCUGCAGGGCGAGGGAGCGGAGUGGCUGUCCCUCCUUCCCGGCUCAGUGCUGCAGACAGGGGAAGAGUGGAGAAGUGGAACAGGGGGUGGUAGUGACAGUGUUGGGACUGGGAGGACCAGGAGACAUUGCCUCCCCCCACCCCCUUGUCUGGGAAGCACACGGUGUGGAUUCUGACAGAGACAGACAGAGAGGGGCGUGGGGAAGCUGGCCUGGCCUCUCAGCUCCCUCUAUAAAGCAGCUCCCGCAGGCUCCGGGCACUCACAGUCCACAUGGAGCGCCACUCGGCCCGCCCAGCGCUGCUGUUCCUCCUCCUCCUCCUCCUCGCCGCCGCGGCCGCCGGCCGGGAGUCCCGGCCCCUUGCCUGGAAGGCACAGCAAGAUCCCAAGAGCUUGCCCGCCUACAUGCUGGAGCUGUACAAGGCGGUCACGGGGAGAGUGUCCCGGGCGAUCUCUGCCCCCGAGCGCAGCGCCGUGCUCCAAGCCGACCAAGUGGUCAGUCUGCCGGCCAGAGGUUGGAAUUACAGUGGGGACAGUUGGAUCAUUGACUUUGACAUGACUUCCAUCGCUGAGUAUGACUUUGUGCAUUUUGCAGAGCUCAGGAUCCGAAUGCACCCUAUCUCUGCCUGUCCAAACACCACCAUCCUCAUCAACCACAUCCACAGCUACAAAUGCCAGGGCAACAGGACCUGCCACAGUUACUCACCCCUUGGCUCCUUCACUGGAAACCCUCCCACCGCCAGUUCCAGUUGGCAGGUCUUCGACCUCACUGGUUUACUGAACAGAUGGCUGAGCCAAGGCACUCCAGUCCGGUCUGAGGAGCCCGGGAUCCAGGACGUUCACCGAUUUCCUCCCGGAGAGCACCGGCAAAGCCAGGGCCCUGAGCAGUGCCUGCCGGGCAAGUUGGCCAAACUGGCAAGGGCGGGCAGCCGUGCCAAGCCCCCCCAUCGGAGAUCCGAGCAGAUCAUGAUGGUCGUGUUCUUCAAGAGGAGCAGGGCAGAGGUGGGUGGAAUCCCGUCCACACUCCUCAGGACUGUGGAGCGCUCCAAGUUCCAACGGGCUGGUGAGCUGGGUAACGCCAAGAGGCAGAAGAGGAACCGGAAGGAGAGGCUGAACAUGGGAAACAGCACAUCACUGAGAGACCAAUCGCUGUGUCGACGGAUGGACAUGGAGGUGAACUUUGACCGGAUUGGCUGGGGGGGCUGGGUCAUACACCCCAAAUCCUUCAACGCCUAUAGGUGUGGGGGAGAGUGCCCCUCACCUCUGGAUGAGACCUUCAUGCCAACCAACCACGCUUACAUGCAGAGUUUGCUGAAAUCCUUCCACCCAGAACGUGUUCCCUGCACGUCCUGUGUGCCAGUUAAGAUGAGCCCUCUCUCCAUGUUAUACUACAAGAAUUGGGAUGUGGUUUUGAGUCAUCACAUGGACAUGAUUGUGGAGGAGUGUGGGUGUCACUGACCUGAGCCUCACGAUACAAACCCUCCGAUGUUUUCCCAUGUAAAAAAGUGUAAAUUCCAUAUACAGAAUAUAAAGUGAUAUAUUUUUCUAUGAAUGCAAAAUAAAUGUGACUUUAAACUAUUUUUGACUGCGGUGAAUAGACUGCUGCCCCACAAUGAAACAGAAGAUGGUGUAGAUCUUGAAGUGGCGAAUUGUACUUCAGCCCCUCAAACCCAUUCCAGUGUUGAGUUUGUAGACUGCACCUUUGUCCCAAUGCCCCUCUACCUUUGUUCUGUAUCAGUGUAGACAUCCCAGAGAGGCAGGUGGCUCGGCUCACGUGGGCCUGGGGAAGGUUUGCAGGGCUAUGGUGGGAUUGAAUUGGAUAGCUUGAUGAGGGAGCUUGAACAGGCACGAUGGACAGAGUGGCCUCUUCCCGCACUGCAUCAUUCUGAGCACAUCAAAUUACUUUUGAGUUCCUUGAUUACUUCCACCCCUUGUGUGAUGGGGGUGUCACCUGUUAGUUUGUACACAGCUCCGUUGAAGUGCUGUUG
Molecule: messenger RNA, 2094 nt
Organism: Chiloscyllium plagiosum (whitespotted bambooshark)
Lineage: Eukaryota; Metazoa; Chordata; Chondrichthyes; Orectolobiformes; Hemiscylliidae
Product: nodal homolog
Cellular component (GO): extracellular region
Molecular function (GO): growth factor activity; cytokine activity
Source: RefSeq, a predicted model, not a curated record